This is a messenger RNA of Elaeis guineensis (African oil palm), 996 nucleotides long. RefSeq names its product protein RKD1-like. The record is from RefSeq and is a predicted model, not a curated record. Gene Ontology annotation, molecular function: DNA-binding transcription factor activity. Lineage: Eukaryota; Viridiplantae; Streptophyta; Magnoliopsida; Arecales; Arecaceae.
AUGGACAACGAGCAGCUUGGGAACUGGCAGCUUGUCAACGAUGGAGUAGGAUUUGGAGAAGAAAAUCCGGAUUUCAGUGUAUUGCCAAUUUGGACCUGGCAAUUAGACAGCUUCUUAGAGGAAGAAGUGCUUGAUGUUGCUCCUCUGGUGCAAAGUUACCCUUCAGAGCCUUUCUUUCCUACGCAAGACCUGUUUCAAGAAGAACCUUCUAGCAUGUUCGAUGGAGAGAACGGAUUUUGGGAUGAUAUGAAGGAGGGGACUGAGAACAAGAAAGCGGCUUCGGUUUGUCAUGGGGAGAAGAGAGGGGAGAAGAAAAUGAGGAACCUCAGAGAGUGUAGAGAGGAGAAGGUUUUAACUUUCGAGGAGGUGUCUCACUACUUCUACAUGCCCAUCACGCAAGCAGCCAAGGAACUCAAUAUUGGGGUUACGUUGCUGAAGAAGAAGUGCAGGGAGCUAGGCAUCCCAAGAUGGCCUCAUCGCAAGUUGAAGAGCUUGCAGACCCUCAUUAAAAAUGUUAAGGAAUUUGGGAGGGAGGAUGGGGAUGUGGGAGAGGCAAAGAUAAUUAGGAGUGCAUUAGAGAUUUUGGAGCAAGAAAGGAAGCUGGUGGAGAAGGAGCCUGCGACGCAGCUGGAGGAGAAGACCAAGAGGUUAAGGCAAGCUUGUUUCAAGGCCAACUACAAGAAGAGAAGGCAUAUGGAACUUGAGGAACCGCAAGCUUCUGCAGCUUUUAGCUUCCGUUGUAUAGAAGAUUAGAGUGUUAUCAGUGACAAGAUGAUGUUUUGAUGGGAAAGCUUCAGAUAAAAAUGAGAGAAGGCUAACCACUUUUUGCAUCUGCAGAAGAGAGUUGUGCUACUCUUAUUAGUCUCUGUUAUGUUAAGUUUUCUGGUGGAAUUUCUAUCCUUACUCAUUUUGUAUGCUGUAACUAUUGAAAGGGUCCAAACAGAAACACAAUCUUAAUGUAUCUUGUGUUCAUAUUUUUUUUUUCUUUAUAUACAA